Molecule: messenger RNA, 3108 nt
Organism: Ascochyta rabiei
Lineage: Eukaryota; Fungi; Ascomycota; Dothideomycetes; Pleosporales; Didymellaceae
Product: E1 ubiquitin-activating enzyme
Exons: 3
Coding region: 1-3108 (1035 amino acids)
Biological process (GO): protein sumoylation
Cellular component (GO): SUMO activating enzyme complex; cytoplasm
Molecular function (GO): SUMO activating enzyme activity
Source: RefSeq, a predicted model, not a curated record
AUGGCCGACAAGAUGCAGGUCGACGGCCCCCCCGCUGCCAUCGAGCAGCUCAAGGAGGCGUCUGGCGGCAACGGCGAGAUCGACGAGUCUCUCUACAGCAGGCAACUGUACGUGCUGGGCCACGAGGCCAUGAAGCGCAUGGGCUCCUCCAAUGUGCUCGUGGCGGGCAUGCGCGGUCUCGGUGUGGAGAUUGCCAAGAACAUUGCCCUCGCUGGCGUCAAGUCGUUGACGCUCUACGACCCCAAGCCCGCCGCCCUCGCCGACCUCUCGUCGCAGUUCUUCCUGCGCCCCGAUGACGUCGGCAAGCCACGCGCGGCCGUCACCGUCCCCCGCGUCUCCGAGCUCAACCCAUACACGCCGGUGCACGAGUUCACCGGCAAGGACCUGACGUCAGACCUGUCGCAGCUGAAGCAGUUCCAGGUCGUCGUCCUGACAGACACGUUGCUCAAGGACCAGGUCAAGAUCGCAGACUACUGCCACGAGAACGGCAUCUACGUCGUCAUCACCGACACAUUCGGCCUGUUUGGUACCAUCUUCACCGACUUCGGCAAAAACUUCACAAUAGGCGACCCCACCGGCGAGAACGUUACCAAUGGCAUCAUCGCCGGCAUCGACUCGGAAGGUCUGGUCUCUGCGUUGGACGAGACACGACACGGCCUCGAGGAUGGUGACUGGGUCACCUUUUCCGAGAUCAAGGGCAUGGACGGCCUGAACGACUGCGCGCCUCGCAAGAUUGACGUCAAGGGACCCUACACAUUCUCCAUUGGUGAUGUUUCUGGGCUGGGCGAGUACAAGGGCGGAGGCCAGUACAUCCAGGUCAAGAUGCCCAAGAUCGUCAACUUCGAGCCACUCAGCCAGCAGCUGAAGAAGCCUGAGCUCAUGAUCUCCGACUUCGCCAAGUUCGACCGCCCACAGCAGCUCCACGUUGGUAUUCAGGCACUGCACCAGUUCGCUGAGAGCCACAACGGCGAGUUCCCACGGCCACACAACGAGGCAGAUGCGGCAGAGGUCUUGAAGAUCGCCCAAGGUCUUGCCGGACAAGGCGAAGAGAAGGUCGAGCUCGACGAGAAGCUACUGAAGGAGCUCAGCUACCAGGCGCGGGGUGAUCUCAGCCCGAUUGCUGCUUUUUUCGGUGGUCUCGCUGCGCAGGAGGUCCUGAAGUCCGUCUCCGGAAAGUUCCACCCCAUCAUGCAGUGGCUGUACUUUGACUCUCUUGAGUCGCUGCCUACCUCGACCUCGCGCUCGGAGGAGCAGUGCGCUCCGAUUGGCUCGCGCUACGACGGCCAGAUUGCUGUGUUGGGUCAGGAAUACCAGAAGAAGCUCGGCAACGUCAAGCAGUUCCUUGUGGGUGCUGGUGCCAUUGGUUGCGAGAUGCUCAAGAACUGGGCUCUGAUGGGUUUGGCUGCCGGGCCUGAGGGCAAGAUCACCGUCACCGACAACGACCAGAUCGAGAAGAGCAACCUGAACCGACAAUUCUUGUUCCGACCCCAGGAUGUUGGAUCGCUGAAGAGCGCGGCCGCAGCAAAGGCUGUCCAGGCCAUGAACCCCGAUCUGAACAACAAGAUCGACGUACUCUCCGAUAAGGUUGGGCCGGACACAGAAGAUAUCUUCAACGAGACAUUCUGGAAUUCUCUCGACGGUGUCACCAACGCGCUUGACAAUGUGGAGGCACGCACGUACGUCGACCGUCGGUGCGUCUUCUUCCGCAAGCCGCUGCUUGACAGCGGUACUCUUGGCACCAAGGGCAACACCCAGGUCGUUCUUCCGUUCAUCACAGAGUCGUACUCAUCGUCGCAAGAUCCACCGGAGAAGUCGUUCCCCAUGUGCACACUGAGGAGUUUCCCGAACAGGAUCGAGCACACAAUUGCGUGGGCUCGGGAGAUGUUCGACUCACUGUUCGUCAAGGGACCGGAAGUCGUCAACCUCUACCUCACACAGCCAGACUAUCUCGGCGCAUCGCUGAAGCAGUCGGGCAACGAGAAGCAGACACUGGAGACUCUGCGCGACUUCUUGGUUACCGAGAAGCCGCUCAGCUUCGACGACUGCAUCAUCUGGGCCCGCCAGCAGUUCGAGAAGAGCUACAACCACAGCAUCGCACAACUGCUGUACAACUUCCCCAAGGACUCGACAACCGGCUCCGGCCAGGCCUUCUGGUCGGGACCCAAGCGCGCACCAGACCCAUUGAAGUUCGAUUCCUCCAACCCAACACACGCGACCUUUGUUGAGGCGGCCGCUAUUCUGCACGCCUUCAACUAUGGCAUCAAGCCGAACGCGAAUAAGGCGCACUACAACGAGGUCCUGAACGACAUGAUCGUCCCUGACUUCAAGCCCGACCCUACCGUCAAGAUCCAGGCGAGCGAGAACGACCCCGACCCGAACGCUAACCAGCCUCCUGUGGAUGAGAACAACGAGCUGGACAGCAUCAUCAGCCAGCUCCCUGCGCCGAAGUCGCUCGCUGGCUUCAAGCUGGAGCCAGUGGAAUUCGAAAAGGACGACGACACCAACCACCACAUCGACUUCAUCACAGCGUGCAGCAACCUGCGUGCUGAGAACUACAAGAUCGAACAGGCGGACCGACACAAGACCAAGUUCAUCGCCGGCAAGAUCAUCCCAGCCAUCGCCACAACCACUGCGCUAGUCACUGGUCUCGUCAACCUCGAGCUCUACAAGGUCAUCGACGGCAAGGACGACAUUGAGCAGUACAAGAACGGCUUCAUCAACCUGGCGCUGCCAUUCUUCGGUUUCAGUGAACCUAUCGCCAGCCCCAAGGGCAAGUACGCUGGGCCGGACGGUGAUGUUACGAUCGACAGGCUGUGGGACCGCUUCGAGGUAGACGACAUCACGCUGAAGGAGUUUGUCGAGCACUUCAAGCAGAAGGGGUUGGAUGUCCAGAUGGUCAGCUCUGGUGUGAGCUUGCUGUACGCGUCGUUCUACCCGCCGGCGAAGCUAAAGGACAGGAUGGGACUGAGUAUGAGCAAGCUUGUCGAGCACGUCAGCAGGAAGCCGGUACCAGAUCACCAGAAGAAUGUGAUUUUCGAGAUUACCGCGGAGGACCAGAACGAAGAGGACGUCGAGAUUCCAUACGUCAUGGUGAAGUUGCAGAAGUAG